AGAAUGGCUAACGGCAACUACUGUGCAUGCAAUUCGAGAAGUCGAUUCUUCUCACCAACGAAGUGCAUGAACGUGAAAGCAGCGUUUCAUUACAAGAUUCCAAAUAUCUCUAACUACUAAAACUCAUUUUUAUAUUUAGAUUUUUUUAAUUCUACUUUCUGAGCUCGUCAACCCAAUUGCCUGUACUUUUUCCAGAUUCAUUUAAUUUGCACCAUCAAAAAGGCUUGUCUGACUUUCUUUUGUCGUUUGUUUUCCAGUUAAUUAAUUAUCUCAAAAUUUUGGUAUUGGAUCUCACAUACAGAUUGUUUUAUAGACUUACGAACUAUCUUGUUCUCACUCACUGUACCCAAUAGCUAAGGCAAAAGUGUACUGUUCAAUUUGCUGAUUAUUGAUAUUUGACCUUGUCUAUCGAACAAUAAUCUCUGGUUACGCCUUUUGAUAAACUCUCCUUUGAGCACUUACUAAUUUUGGUAAUGUAUCAAGGGUUUAUCGGAUGAAUCAGUGCUUGUAAUCUUUUAAAUACAUUUUCUGAUUUCAUUACUUUUUUUGCCUUAAUUUCAGAAUGACUGGCAUAUUUCAUGUUAUUCGUGAUCCUACGUUUCCUGGACAUACGCCAGCGUUCAGCAACGUAUCUAACGAAAUUCCCAUAGUAAUCGAUAAUGGAUCUUGGCAACUUCGCGCUGGAUGGGGAGGAGAAAAGGAACCUCGGCUGAAAUUCGACAAUCUAAUGUCUAGAUACAGAGACAGAAAGCUUUCCAGGACUUCCACACUUGUGGGAAAUGAUACUUUGGUUGAAGUUGGUGCCCGUUCUAUUGCACGCUCUCCUUUCGAGCAAAAUGUUAUCAAUAACUGGGAUGUGAUGGAAAGUGUACUUGAUUAUACCUUCUUAAAACUUGGAAUUGAUCAUCAAGAUCAUCCUGUUUGCAUGACUGAAUCCUUUAUGAACCCCUCUUAUAGCCGCUCCACGAUGACUGAACUACUGUUUGAGUUAUAUCAGGUCCCUUCGGUUGCAUAUGGCGUAGAUGGUCUUUUUUCCUUUUACCAUAAUGCAGGUAAGGAUUCUAGUGGUAUAGCUCUAAACCUUGGAUAUUCUACUUCUCAUAUUCUGCCUAUCUUGGAUGGCCAGAAACUUGCCCACGAAGCCAAACGUAUUUCCUGGGGUGGUGCUUCCUCAUCAUCUUAUUUGCUCCGUCUUUUCCAAAUGAAAUAUCCAUUUUUCCCUAUCAAAAUGCUUCCUUCUCAGGCUCAAUCUCUUAUGCAUAACUAUUGUCGAAUUUCUCCUGAUUAUAAUACUGAGGUUGCUCACGCGCUAGACAAGGAUAUUUUAGCCCGAGAGGACGUUGUUUUGCAAUUUCCUUACGCCGAAGCAGUAGCGCAAGAAAAAUCGCAGGAGGAACUUGAACAGAUUGCUGAAAGAAAGAGAGAAAGUGGGCGAAGACUCCAGGCUCAAGCUGCUAUUAAAAGAAAAGAAAAAGCUGCUGAGCGCGAAAAAGAGCUCAAAACACUUCGACGCUUACAGGAACAAAGUGGUGUUCUUUCGAAACGAGAGUAUCAAAAAGCUUUACAAGAAGCUGGGUUUUCUGACGAAGCUCAAUUGAAUGCCCAAUUGAAGAACGUGCAAUCUAGAAUUCGCAGGGCAGAAAGAGAUGCUUUACGUCAACAGCAACAUCAACAAGAUGAUUCUGAAGCUGAUCUCGCAGAUAUUGAUGUAGAGCAAGCAUUCCCUUUGGUAAAUGUCCCUGAUUCUGAAUUAGAUGAAGCUGGACUUCGUCAAAAACGAAAUCAGAAGCUUUUGAAGGCAAAUUAUGAUGCCAGGAUGCGUGCAAAAGCCGAUAAGGCAGUUGAAGAGGCGGUUUUGCAAGAAAAACAAGAAGCUGAUGAGCAUUUACGAAAGGAAAGUUUUUCAGUCUGGGUCAAGCAAAAGCGUGAAUUACACAAACAUCUUUUGGAUAAAAUUCAGGAAAAUCGAAGGCUGAAAUUCGAGCUUAACGAUCGCAAAUCACACACUUCACAAAUGAGAAUGAAAAGUCUCGCUACAUUAGCCAGUGAACCUAUUCAAAAAAGGCGACGAAAAGGACAGUCAGAAGAUACCUUUGGCGCUAGUGAUGAAGACUGGAAAGUAUACCAUGACGUUCUAAAUGCUGAGCAGUUAGAAGAAGAGGGAAAGCGUUUCGUGGAGGAAAUUUAUGCAUUAGAAAAACAACUUUUAGAAUACGAUCCUUUAUUUCAACCGGAAAAUACAUAUGAUGCCCUUACUGAUCCCCGAAGUACUUUGCUCUAUGCGUUUACACGAGGAGUCAGUCCCUUUGAUCCAGAGAGCGUUGCUCAUUCGUUUCAGCUUCAUUUUAACGUAGAACGCCUGCGAGUUCCAGAAGUUCUUUUCACUCCUAGCAUUGUUGGCUUAGAUCAAGCUGGAAUAGUUGAGAUUGUUCGCGGCAUUUUACAAAGACAUAACUCGGAAGAACAGAAUAAACUCGUCAAAAAUAUUGUUGUAACUGGAGGUCUCUCAAAAUUUCCUGGAAUUGUUGAGCGUAUUGAAAGAGAUUUAACGAGUGUCCUACCAGUCAAUUCCCCAUUGAAUGUAUAUAGUGCAUCCGAUCCCCUGCUAGAUGCAUGGAAAGGAGCCUCUGAAUGGAGCGUUACAGAAGAAUUCAAGAACGUGUCUAUAUCUCGAGCUGAAUAUCAAGAAAAAGGACCUGACUACUUGAAAGAGCAUGCAUUUGGUAAUCCUCUCCCUUAAAUGUGAUUCAAAUUCUCUCAUGAAUGAAAAUAUAUAUUACAUAUAAUAUGAUAGAAAGUUACUAAUAUAUUUAACAUAAACGGGGUUCUUUCAACAAUACUUUUAUACUAUAAGAAGUGAAGUGUACAUAAGAAGAAUUCCAGUCAUUAUAAACAUUUCACUAUUUGUAUUUGUAUUUGUAUUUAAUUUUUAUCAAUUUUUAACAAAAAAGAGAGAAAGUAAGGCU
This is a messenger RNA of Schizosaccharomyces cryophilus OY26, 2966 nucleotides long. Its product is annotated as actin-like protein Arp5. NCBI's taxonomy places the organism in Eukaryota, Fungi, Ascomycota, Schizosaccharomycetes, Schizosaccharomycetales, Schizosaccharomycetaceae. The coding region runs from base 563 to 2740 and encodes 725 amino acids. The transcript is spliced from 2 exons. Gene Ontology annotation, biological process: regulation of DNA-templated transcription. Gene Ontology annotation, cellular component: Ino80 complex; cytoplasm. The record is from RefSeq and is a predicted model, not a curated record.